ACUCUAUUAUCAUUCGUCUCUUACAAAUAAUCUCAAGUAUACAUUGAUCGUUUCGUAUUCUCAUCAGCAGAGCAAACAAAACUUUUCCCGAUAACUAUGGCAGAGGAAACCAAGAACGUUGAGGUGCCAAAGGUAGAGUCGGAGGAAUCAUCAGCAGCGGCCACAGAGGUCACAGAUCGUGGACUGUUCGAUUUCUUGGGGAAGAAGAAAGAUGAAACAAAACCAGAGGAGACCGCCAUAGCGUCUGAGUUUGAGCAAAAGGUUCACGUCUCGGAGCCGGCGCCUGAGGUUAAACACGUGGAAGAAGAAGAAGAGAAGAAGCAUCAUAGUCUCCUCGAGAAGCUUCACCGCAGCGACAGCUCUUCAAGCUCCUCAAGCGAGGAAGAAGGGGAAGAUGGUGUGAAGAGGAAGAAGAAGAAGGACAAGAAGAAGGUAACUACUGAAGGAGAGGUGAAGACGGAGGAGGAGGAGAAGAAAGGUUUUAUGGAUAAGCUGAAGGAGAAGCUUCCUGGACACGGAAAGAAGCCUGAAGAUGCUCCUCCACCCGCACCGGUUGUUGCUCCUCCGGUGGAGGAAGCGCAUCCGGCGGAGAAGAAGGGGAUCUUGGAGAAGAUUAAGGAGAAGCUUCCAGGCUACCAUCCCAAGACUGUAGAGGAGGAAAAGAAGGAUAAGGAUGAUCAUUAAAGAUAUGAAAUCAUGAUGUGUUCUUUGUGUUGAAUGAUAUGAUCAUCUUUUGUUUUUGUGUUGUUGGAAGUUUGUUGGCUUUUUUAUUAUUUCCUUUGUUGAUUUCAGCUUUCCUUGUCAUGUGUUGUAUAUGAUGAUUUCAAAGUUGUGUUUUAUGGUAUGAUUAUUUUCAUUUUCCCUUAAAA
Raphanus sativus (radish) is the source of this 869-nucleotide messenger RNA. Its product is annotated as dehydrin ERD14. Gene Ontology annotation, cellular component: membrane. The record is from RefSeq and is a predicted model, not a curated record. Lineage: Eukaryota; Viridiplantae; Streptophyta; Magnoliopsida; Brassicales; Brassicaceae. Bases 97 to 684 code for a protein of 195 amino acids. The transcript has 2 exons. Gene Ontology annotation, biological process: response to water.